Messenger RNA from Alosa alosa (allis shad), 3932 nucleotides. It is a transcript of the gene mpnd, whose product is annotated as MPN domain containing. The transcript is spliced from 13 exons. Gene Ontology annotation, molecular function: polyubiquitin modification-dependent protein binding; metallopeptidase activity. Gene Ontology annotation, cellular component: BRCA1-A complex; BRISC complex. The record is from RefSeq and is a predicted model, not a curated record. Bases 962 to 2275 code for a protein of 437 amino acids. Gene Ontology annotation, biological process: double-strand break repair. Lineage: Eukaryota; Metazoa; Chordata; Actinopteri; Clupeiformes; Clupeidae.
AUAUUAUAUUAAACGUAGGCCUAUAGCCUCAAUCUAAUGACCUCUGGUUCCCAAGUUAAUUAGGCCAUAGGUUAUGUUACAAUCUGGAAUUGCCUAUAGCCUAGUUUCUCCGUGGGAAGGAUAGCCUAAAUAUUAAAUUCCCUUUCACCACGUCUACUAUGAAGAAGGAUAACAAAGCAAUGGGAUUUCAUUGCACAUUUCGAACUGUUUGUGGACUACAAACGUUAUCCGUAGGCUAGGCCCAUCUAUUCACAACUGAACGGUUUUGGAGUCAUUCUAACAAUGGUCACACACAUCUUUGCUGUGUGUAAUGGAUAGCCAGCCAACAUCUUGGAGGGCGGUAUGGCGGGGGUAGCGAAAAGAACGUCUACAGGCUAUGUCAUUUUUUUUAGAUCGGCAACAUGGGCUUGGCGUCUCUCAUGAUCAUCCAAACGUUUAAUAUGGCUCAUUAUGCACCAUAAAUUCUUUCCUCCACCGCUAUCGGUUCUCUUACAUGAUUAGCCAACGAGAAGAUAAUAGGACAACCACUGUCUUUCCCCCGGAAACUGGACCCAGAAUGAUAGGUGAAUUUUAGAACAAAAAAUGUAAAGCAUUUUCAGUAUCUAGUGAAUUACGUUGUCUAAAUUGUGUAUUGUGAGUCGCAGAACUUAUUCACGGACCAAUCAAUUAUUCCAGGCUACUCGCCGUGCUCAGAAGGGGUAGAAUGACAAGGACGGACUGACUCUGAGGGAGAAAGGGGUGGGGAAUUGACAUUAAAGCAACACAACAAGGAAACUACACGGCAGACACAGACGCCUUCAUUUUAUGUUUUUGAAUAAUAGCUAGCUUGCUUGCUGGCCAUCAUGGCGAAUUGUGUUCAUUAAAAGUGUCCACAUCAUACAUUCGAGUGCCCGAAAGAAAGCCACAGUCCCGGAACGAACAGAGUUGCAAGUUUUAAAUCGCUCCCCGAAGAUAUCGCGGAAUGGGUUCGGAGCCACCCUCAUCUCCACAGUUGCUGGAGGAAGGAGGAGAGGAGGAGGAUGAGGAGCUGAGCGGAGGAGAAGAGUCGGACCUGAGGGCGUCCUCGGGUCGAGGUUCCCUUCUGACCCGGCGAGGCAUCACCCUGAGGGUGCUCCUAAAGGACGGUCUGGUGGAGCCUGGAGACGGGGUGCUGUCUAUCCACUACCUGGGCAAGAAGUUUGUGGGAGAUCUACUAUGUGAUGGCAAGAUCCGCUGGGUGGAGACCGGGCAGAUCUUCAACUCCCCCAGUGCCUGGGCCACUCACUGCAAGCGGCUGGUCAACCCCGCCAAGAAGUCUGGCUGUGGGUGGGCAUCGGUGCGCUACCGCGGGCAGAAGCUGGUGCAGUACAAGACCAGCUGGCUGCACAAGUACCAGCCCAGCGCUGAUUUGAAUCUGGCUAGUGAAGGGGAGGAGGAUGAUGAGGAUGAGGAGGAAGACAUGAGCCUGAUACAGAGGAGGGGAGACAGAGACAGAGUUCCUGUCAGAUAUUGUAACCUGGGUAUGAGAGAUGCUGCAAGGGACCCCCAUACAUUAGUGGAGCUGUCUGCCUUCUCUGCCAUCAACCGAUUCCAGCCCUUUAACGUGGCGGUGUCCAGCAAUGUGCUUCUGCUCAUGGAUUUCCACUGUCAUCUGACUACCAGUGAGGUUGUGGGGUACUUAGGAGGACGAUGGGACACUAACACACAGUUGCUAACAGUCUUGAGGGCCUUCCCAUGCCGGACGCGAUUGGCUGACAGAGAUGCUGCACCUGCGGUUGAGGAGGAGAUUUGUCAAAACCUGUUCAUGCGCGGGCUCUCUCUGGUGGGCUGGUACCACAGCCACCCCCGAGGUCCGGCCCUGCCCUCGCUGCAGGACAUCGACUCUCAGAUGGAUCAUCAGCUCCGGCUGCAGGGAAGCAGCAACGGCUUCCAGCCCUGCCUCGGCAUCAUCUGCGGACCCUACUACCAUGGAAACCAGGGAGUGGCCUCCACCAUUACACCCUUCUGGGUGGUGCCCCCUCCUGAGCAAAGACCCAAUGACUACGGCAUUCCAGUGGCUGUGGAAGUGACCUACGUUCAAGAUAACUUCCUGACCAGCGACGUUCUCAAUGAAAUGAUGCUGUUGGUAGACUUCUACCGUGGAGCUCCAGACCUGGUGCAAUUCAGUCAGCACUGGAGUGCCGACACUACAGUUAUGGAGAAAAUUAAGGGUUCUAUGAGCGGCCACGCGCCCAAGGACCAGGCCUACGCUCAGAUCCUGGAACACGUCUACAACCAGCUGAGUGGCGCACACUAACUAACUACAACCACAACCAGAGAGCAAGCGUGCGGAUGUGGUGCGAGGGAGACAGUUUGGACUCCACAGCAGAUCCUGCUACUCAAGCUCAUCCUCAAAGUACCUUUGCUAAGUGGACCACACACAGGCACUGACAUGCGUGCGCCGAACCAUUCGGUCACUUUGCCCCUGCGCACACUGGCGUUGAAAUCUUCAACUGACAAGCAUUAGUUAAACAGUGGAUUUUAUUGAGUGGUGCAGACAAAAAUAGAAAUGGUCAUAAUUGACACAGCAGCAGCAGCAGCAACAGCGAAAGGGUUCGUUGCUGGUUUCCGGCGUUGUAUUAGAAACAAUGGAAUCUAAUCGAACGCCAAACGUGGAGUGUACCACACUCAUGUUGGUGCCAGUGUGCGGUGCACUUUAGACUGAAGGGUGCCCUGCCUUCCCAGGACCUGACUGUAGAACUACAGGGCUGUAGGCUUCCAUUUGGUAUUCUCUUUUGCAUCUAGGACUGUUAGGUCUGUAUCACUGAUGACGUUUCUAGUUAGUUUGUUACGUAAAUGUACUGUAUGUUACACUUUGUUGGGGGUGGAGAGGACAACGUUGUCGGCCUGUUGAUAAAGCAGAGGGGGAUUAUGGGUCGACGGCGUCUUCCUCCGUAGGUUGCAGCUGAUUCUGGAACAGAUCUGAGCCUAAUCCAAACCAGAUCCAUUCCAAAGGAACCAUGUUGGGUUCCGUAUCCUGUCAGAAAGCUGAUGUUUGUCCAUUUUGUGUGUGGUUGAACUGUGCCAUGUGAAAGCUGAUGACGGGAACAAUGCCUUUAACCUGCUGAAUACCUUAAACAUAAAUAUACACUGGAACAGUUGAUCGUGGCAGGCCUCUGUGAGUAAGCAGGACAUCUCAUCUCUCAUAUCUGUCUCUCCUUCAUUUCUCUAUCCUCCUAUCAUUCCAAAGAGUAAACAUUUAAAUACAUUAUGAUUACAGCUUUCUCAAAACCUUUAAGCCUCUGAACACAUUAGAUCAGAAAAGUUUAUACUACAGUUUGGGGAAAAAAAAAAAAAAGUUUUAGUUAAUGUUAAUACAAUUACAGGCUCAAUAUAUUCACAAAACACAUGCAGUCACCGUUCAGUCCACACACACUGGUUGAUAUUUUUAUACAUUUAUUUAUGUAAAGAUGGAGAAAAGGCCAUGACAAGUACAAAUACCAGAGAAUAUUUAGGCUACUACAGUUAAAUUCAUCAGGACAUACGAAGACACUUAAAACUAUAACAUAACAAGCUUAGGUAUAGACCCACAUGCAAACGAUUAAUUUAUAAACAGUAAAACAGAUGUAUAUAUAUAUUUAUGUAUUUGUAAAAAAUAAUAAUACUAAGGAGUACCAGAAGAUUUUUUUUCUUUUGGAGUUCAUGACAUAUCUGAUACUCUGACGGGAUUAGACAGAAAUAACCCUUUUAAAAAAACUGUAGUGUUGAAGAGACAAGUGUACACAUGCACUAAUAUCUGUACACAGCAAACGCCUCAACUCAAAACAAAUGGAGCCCUUUGUAAAUGAAAUGGACACAAAUUAACAAACACAAAAAGUCAUUUUCAAUGCAAGGAGCAUUAUUAACUUUGUUUGGUGUAUUAGACGUUUUCCCUCCUUAAAUUAAAAAGGCACUAAUGCACCCUUCACAACAAA